AUGUAUGAAGUUUAUUUUUUAAACGAAAACGAAAAUUUUGAAAAAAAAAAAAAAAAUGAUGAUGAAAUAAAGAGUUCAUUAAUUCUUAAAAAUCACUGUGUUGAUUCGGAAAAAAAAGCAAAGUUAGUAAAACAAAACAUAUAUGAAGGAGGAUAUACAAUAUGGGAAUGCACAUGGGAUAUGUUAAAAUUUCUACACUUUGAAAAAUUUGAUUUUAAAAAUAAGAAUGUUUUAGAAUUGGGUUGUGGACAUGGUUUAGUUGGGAUAAAAAUUUUAUUAGAUAAAGGAAAUGUAGUUUUUCAGGAGUUAAAUAAGGAUGUGAUUAAUGAUAUUUUAUUACCUAAUAUUAAAAAAAAUUUGAAUAUAAAAUUAAAAAGAGAAAAACUAAAAAAGAAGAAAAAUUUUAUGAAAAUAAAAAAUAAAGGUACAAAAUGUUUUAUUAUUAAUAAGAAAUGGAGUAAGUUGAAUAAAAAAUUAAAGAAGGAAAAUUUAAACUCCUUUGAUUUCAUUUUAGGAAAUGAAAUAUUAUAUAGAAAAGAAAAUUAUUAUCAUAUUUUAAAAAUUUUGAAAAAAAAUUUAAAAAGAGAUGGUAAAGCUUAUUUUGGUUCUAAAUCAUAUUAUUUCGGUUUUGAAGAUGGAGCAGGUUCAAAUUGUUUUGUUGAUUAUGUCAAUAAUAACAAAAAAUUUUUUUUUGUUGCACGAAUAAUUCAAACUAACACAAAUAAAACAAUAUAUUCAAGGGACAUCAUAGAAGUCACCUUCAAAAGUUGUUAG
Messenger RNA from Plasmodium gallinaceum, 774 nucleotides. Its product is annotated as conserved Plasmodium protein, unknown function. The record is from RefSeq and is a predicted model, not a curated record. Bases 1 to 774 code for a protein of 257 amino acids. The transcript has 2 exons. NCBI's taxonomy places the organism in Eukaryota, Apicomplexa, Aconoidasida, Haemosporida, Plasmodiidae.